Nipponia nippon (crested ibis) is the source of this 1437-nucleotide messenger RNA. The record is from RefSeq and is a predicted model, not a curated record. NCBI's taxonomy places the organism in Eukaryota, Metazoa, Chordata, Aves, Pelecaniformes, Threskiornithidae.
AUGCGUAGGCAGCUGAAGAAGUUGGAUGAAGACAGUUUAACCAAACAGCCUGAAGAAGUAUUUGAUGUGCUGGAGAAGCUUGGAGAAGGUUCCUAUGGCAGCGUGUUCAAAGCCAUUCAUAAAGAAACGGGUCAAGUUGUUGCAAUUAAACAAGUUCCUGUGGAAUCUGACCUGCAAGAGAUUAUAAAGGAAAUAUCCAUAAUGCAGCAAUGUGACAGUCCUCAUGUGGUGAAAUAUUACGGCAGCUAUUUUAAGAACACAGACCUGUGGAUAGUCAUGGAAUACUGCGGCGCUGGAUCUGUGUCUGAUAUUAUUCGAUUACGAAACAAAACUCUCACAGAGGAGGAAAUCGCUACAAUAGUGCAAUCAACACUGAAAGGACUAGAGUACCUGCAUUUUAUGAGGAAAAUACACAGGGACAUCAAAGCUGGAAAUAUAUUGCUAAAUACAGAGGGACAUGCUAAACUUGCAGAUUUUGGAGUGGCAGGACAACUUACGGACACCAUGGCAAAGCGGAACACGGUGAUAGGGACCCCGUUUUGGAUGGCUCCAGAAGUGAUUCAAGAAAUUGGGUAUAAUUGUGUUGCAGACAUCUGGUCCCUGGGAAUCACGGCAAUAGAAAUGGCUGAAGGCAAGCCACCGUAUGCAGAUAUUCAUCCUAUGAGGGCAAUUUUCAUGAUUCCUACGAAUCCGCCUCCAACAUUCCGGAAACCAGAGCUCUGGUCAGACAAUUUCACGGACUUUGUAAAACAGUGUCUUGUGAAGAGUCCGGAGCAGCGCGCCACUGCGACACAGCUUCUGCAGCACCCAUUUGUUAAAAGUGCCAAAGGAGUGUCAAUUCUGCGAGACUUGAUUAAUGAAGCAAUGGAUAUCAAGCUGAAACGUCAGGAGGCGCAACAGCGUGAACUAGAUCAAGAUGAUGAAGAAAACUCGGAAGAAGAUGAAACCGAUUCAGGUACCAUGGUGAGGGCGAGCGGAGAUGAAACUGGUACCAUAAGAGCUAUCAACACGAUGGGCGAUGGAGCCAACACAAUGAUAGAACAUGAUGGCACCCUGGAAUCCCAGUUGGGUACAAUGGUCAUAAACACAGAAGACGAAGAGGAGGAGGGCACCAUGAAAAGGAGGGAUGAAACGAUGCAGCCGGCCAAACCAUCAUUCCUUGAAUAUUUUGAGCAGAAGGAGAAGGAGAAUCAAAUCAAUAGCUUUGGGAAGAAUGUGUCUGGCCAGACAAAAAAUUCAUCUGAUUGGAAAGUACCGCAGGAUGGAGACUACGAAUUUCUAAAGACCUGGAGCGUCGAUGAACUUCAGAGGAGGCUCUCGGCCCUGGACCCCAUGAUGGAGCAGGAGAUCGAAGAAAUCCGCCAGAAGUACCAGUCGAAGCGGCAGCCGAUCCUCGACGCCAUCGAAGCCAAGAAGCGGCGGCAGCAGAACUUCUGA